AUGUAGCUGAUGGCGGUCGCUCCCCAAAUCCGGGGGGCUGCCCCAAAAAAGAGGGUCCCAAGCCCCCUCCUCAUCUUCUGCCUCCUGCUCCCAGGUUCCAAGUGCCACACCUCCACCUACCCCUCGAUCUCCCCCCCACCCCGGGACACCCCAGACGCCCUGACCGUGGCCACCGGCCCUGCCUCUGGCCACUUUUGUGGCUCCUCGGGAGAGGUCCACGUGUUUCCCGGACCCACGUCCUGCUCCGGAGCUCCCGGGACACACCUGAGCAUCAAGUGCCAGUUCGAGGCACCGCCGGACGCCAAGGUCACCUGGCUGCAGGUGUGUCCCCGGCGCUACCUGGAUGACAGCUGGAGCUGCAGCUGGCCGCAGGAGGUGCCGGCCGUGGGCGGGGGUCGCCGGGUAGUUCAGGACGAGAACGUUUCCACGCUGAGCUUCCAGCACCUGCAGCACAACCACAGCGGGCUCUACUUCUGCCGGGUGCAGUCCGGCGACACGGCCGCGCAGUCCUGCGGGACUUUCGUGAGGGUCGUUGAGCCCCUGCCGGUGCCGUUCCUGCAGCUGAAGGAUGCCACCAAGAACAGGAUCCUGACGGCGCAGGGAGUGCUGCUGCUGCUCUGCGCUGCGGGGCCGGGGCUGCUGCUGCUCUUCAGGAAGCGCUGGGCCAACGAGCGGCUCCUCCAGCCCAAGAAAAUUUCCUUUGAGGAGGAAAAUCUUUAUGAGGGGCUGAACCUAGACGAGUGCUCCAUGUACGAGGACAUUUCCCGGGGGGUCCAACCCACCUACCAAGAUGUGGGGACCCCCCCUCCUGCCAUCGACGGUCUCUUGGAGAAGCCUUAA
Cinclus cinclus is the source of this 840-nucleotide messenger RNA. RefSeq names its product CD79a molecule (gene CD79A). Gene Ontology annotation, molecular function: transmembrane signaling receptor activity. Lineage: Eukaryota; Metazoa; Chordata; Aves; Passeriformes; Cinclidae. Gene Ontology annotation, cellular component: external side of plasma membrane; B cell receptor complex; membrane. The transcript has 5 exons. Gene Ontology annotation, biological process: B cell receptor signaling pathway; B cell differentiation. The record is from RefSeq and is a predicted model, not a curated record.